Molecule: messenger RNA, 1362 nt
Organism: Impatiens glandulifera
Lineage: Eukaryota; Viridiplantae; Streptophyta; Magnoliopsida; Ericales; Balsaminaceae
Product: MND1-interacting protein 1-like
Exons: 1
Coding region: 1-1362 (453 amino acids)
Source: RefSeq, a predicted model, not a curated record
AUGCCAACAAAAGGUAGGCAUAAAAAUAGAAGACAGUCAGUUCCAGUUGCGGCGGAUUCCGGGUCGACAAAACUUGGAACGGAUCACCCACGCAAGAACUCAACCCUAACCCCCGACUGGGUAAAAUGUACCAAAGAAGAACAGUUAGAUAUAAUAAUCCGGAAGAAACUGAACCAUCUUUAUCGCGAAGCUCUGUCUACCCUUGUUUCCAAGGGAUAUGAUGAAAAUGUCGCGUUAAAAGGGUUAUUGGAAAUGGGAUAUUGUGUCGGUGAGACUGACUGUUUGAGUAACGUUGUUCAAAAUUCUUCCCAUUUUUUAACCAGCAAUGACGUUGAAUUGGAAGAAGAUCGACCUCAACCGUUCAAGAAUCUUGAAUUACUAGUGGAGUUCAAUCAGCGCUUUUUGGUGUAUAUUUUGCAAAAAUAUAGGCCGAAUUUGAAUAGAAUAUCCAUACGUCAGUGUAUUCUUAUGACUAAUUUGAAUUUGAAUCGAGCCAUUAUCAUGAAUAUCAACGAUAUGCCUUUUGUAGUAACAGAAAUGCCUACUAGUGAUUUGAAUCUUGAGGAUGAUAAUGGAGAGAUAGAUGGGUUCUUGGCUCUUGAAAUCAGAGAGCUGUUAAAUAAUUUGAAUAUUCUUGAUGCUUCUGUUUCUGAGGAUAUGAAGGAUGCGAUGAUUGCUGGUUUGCAAAAGCCGAUUGAUGAUCUUAUGCCGCAGCUUCAAGAAAGGAUAAGAUGGGCAAGAAAGAAGGUGGCACAAGCGAGAAGAAAUCAACCCUCCACAAUAAUGAGUAGAGAGGAGGAGAUUCAGGUAUUUGAAUAUUUCUUAGAAAGCAUGUUAGCGAAUAAGAAAUAUGAAUUAUCAUCAUUAGAUAGUGAAUUGGAUAACGAGGAGGAAACUCUACAACAUCUUGAGAUGGAGAAGGAAGAGAUUAAAGCAGAAAUAUCGGCAUCAAAGCUAAUAGAAUCGGAGACAAAGCAGAAAUGUUUGCAAGUUUCAAAGAAAAAGAACUGGGAAAGGCAGAAAGUGAAGCUGCAGGAGGAGAUAGAAUUGGAGAAGGAAAAGAUGUCGAAAUUGAAGCAACAGUUGGUUGAGAUAGAUGCAGCUAUAAUCCGGGCUCAGGUGAAAUUCGAUGAGGUUACCAAGACAAGGAAGGCGGCAGCUACACAAUUUUCCAUGGAAAAUCGGCUGGUCAUAGAUUGUUGGAAACCAAAUGCUCUUAAACUUCUGACAAAUGAGGAGUUCAUUCUUGGGAAACAGAUCGAGAGGCUCAAGAAACUCCUAACAAAAGCCUUAAUAGACGUCGCCUAUGAAUUAAAAGCUUGUGGCCCGAGAGACAAAAUUCUGAAUUCAUCAAGUUUAUGA